Volvox carteri f. nagariensis is the source of this 1152-nucleotide messenger RNA. RefSeq lists its product as uncharacterized. Bases 1 to 1152 code for a protein of 383 amino acids. NCBI's taxonomy places the organism in Eukaryota, Viridiplantae, Chlorophyta, Chlorophyceae, Chlamydomonadales, Volvocaceae. The transcript is spliced from 2 exons. The record is from RefSeq and is a predicted model, not a curated record.
AUGCCCUCCUCGCACUUCACAACCGCCAACCACCAAAACACGCACGCAUACGGAUGUUGUGCCCCCCAGGCGGGUCUCUGUCUGUUGGGUAUGGCGUGGCGAGCAGCCGCCGGCGGCUCCCACUCCCAGCUUCAGACCAUGAUCCUGGACACCCCCCGGCUGAUGGAGCUACUAGCUGAGCGUAUGGAGCAGGACAAGGAGGAGAAGGAGCAGGGGGGCUGCUUCGACGUGCUGUGGGCGAUGCGGGAGGUGGCGGCAGAUGCGGGGGGGUUAGCCGCCCUGGAGCGAUGUGGUGCAUUGCAGGCCGCAUGCAGGGCACUGAAGCGCCUUGUUGUUGCUGCUGCUGCUGCUCAAGGCGACGGCGGGGGCGGGGGCGGCGGGGGCCCGGUUGGGGUAAGGGGCCCACUACCUGAGCGGACUGGUGCUGGUGCUGGUGCUGGUGCUGGUGCCCCGGCAGGAAUGGAGAAGGUGGCGAAGAGGGGCUCCAAGCGGGCGGGCGUUACGGAGGGCGGAGCGGUGGUGGAGCUCGCGGCGGAGGGAGUACUGCUGGCAGGGGUUGGUUGGGGUGGCGGCGGCACCGCUGCUGUUGUGGUGGUGGCGGCGGAGCGUGCCGCUGUCGAUGCUGCCAGUGUGCUGUGGCAGCUGAUGGCCAGCGGCACGGUGCAUCCGGAGGUAUUGUUUUGUGAUCUGGAGGCGCACCUGGUGUCGGUUCUUGGGAGCCCCAGGGCGGCGGCGGUGGACUCAGAGCGCCCGGCGGCACUGCACCUGGCAGUGCUCGGACUAGUGUCAUGUCUGGCACGCUGUACGGCAGUCGCGCGGCGGCUGUGGACAUCACCGCUGCUGCCGGCGGUGAUGAAGGCGCACGGGCUGGCGCGGUGGCGCUGUGCUGACGGUGGCACGGAGGCGUGGACGCCUGUGGUGGAGUGCGUGCGGGGUGUAUGCCAGACGUUGUGUCGUGCGUGCCACACUGUGGAUCGUGGUUUUGUAGUGGGGCCGGACAAGCGGGUGGAUAAAUGGGGCCUUACGGAGCGGUUGUUGGUUGAGGUCAGAUGCACGUUGCAGUACGAUGAACAGGAAGACGCAAUAAUGCUGGUAGCCAAGAAGGAGGAGGUGGCUGGGGCUGGAGGCCGACUGGCUGAGUACGACGAUUAG